ACAAGAUAAGUAACUAUUAAAGGACCUGCGAAUUCUAACCGUUGUCUUGAGCAUUAACUUGUUUCAAGAUUGAAAGGAACUUGUCUUAAUAUUCCUAUAUCCUUAAAAACCUUUCUAGGUCUAUAAUACAGCUUGGGAAUCGUUCAAGAUUACUCCAAGUAGUCCUAUUUGAGUGCAUCCAAUUUUCCCCCUACAAAAUUUUGAUGGAGUUGUCGGAUAUUCCGUUCCCCAUCCCUUCAGCUGAUGAUUUCUACGAUGACCCUUGCUUCAACACCAACGACAUGCAUUUCUUCGAAGACCUGGACCCCAGGCUCGUCCAUGUGAGCCUGCUCAAGCCCGACGAGCAUCACCAUAUCGAGGACGAGCACGUGCGAGUGCCCAGCGGGCAUCACCAGGCCGGCAGGUGUCUGCUGUGGGCAUGCAAAGCCUGCAAGAGAAAAACCACCAAUGCUGACCGUCGCAAAGCCGCGACCAUGCGGGAGAGGAGGCGACUGAGUAAAGUGAACGACGCUUUCGAGACCCUCAAGAGAUGCACGUCCACCAACCCAAACCAGAGGCUGCCAAAGGUGGAGAUUCUGAGAAACGCGAUCAGUUACAUUGAGUCUCUGCAGGCGCUGCUCAGGGGUCAAGAAGAAAACUAUUACCCAGUUCUGGAACAUUACAGUGGAGACUCAGACGCCUCCAGCCCGAGAUCCAACUGCUCUGAUGGCAUGAUGGAUUGCAUGGGUCCCGCAUGUCAGUCGAGAAGAAGGAACAGUUAUGACAGCUCUUACUUCAAUGAGACGCCAAAUGCUGAUGCACGGAAUAAUAAAAACACAGUGGUGUCGAGUUUGGAUUGCCUAUCCAGCAUCGUGGAGAGAAUUUCCAAGGAGACCCCCGCGUGUCCCGUGUUGUCUUUGCCGGAGGGGCCCGACAGAAGCCCGUGUUCUCCCCAGGAAGGGUCUAUCCUGAGUGAGCCCGGGGCCCCUGCACCCUCCCCGACCAACUGCCCCCAACAGCAAGCUCAGGAUCCCAUCUACCAAGUGCUAUAAAGAUUCACAACAUUUCAGCAAUUAUAAAAAGACAAUCUGAAAGAAACUUUCAGCAGAAUAAAAAUGGCAAUUCCGAUCUUAACAACUAAAGACCUUUUCGAUCCACUGCUGGAAAACUAGGAACGAAUGAUCGAUCGAUCGAUCGAUCGAUCGAUCGAUCGAUCGAUCGAUCGAUCUAUCUAUCUAUCUAUCUAUCUAUCUAUCUAUCUAUCUAUCUAUCUAUCUAUCUAUCUAUCUAUCUAUCUAUCUAUCUAUCUAUCUAUCUAUCUAUCUAUCUUUCUUUCUUUCUUUCUUUCUUUCUUUCUUUCGCUCACACUUUUGUAUUCUUUAUUUUAUUUAUAUGCUGUGGAAAACAUCAAAUUCCAUUAUGAAAAUUCGUCAGUUUCGUAACUAUGCUUAUUUAUAUAAUUGUAUCCACGUGACCAUGUGUUUCCCUUUGUGAGUAUAUUUUCUGUCACCAUCAUCUUGCAUUUCCUAAUUAUUUACGAGAGAAUCGUAUUUCAGUAACGAAAAGUAGGACCAUUUUUGUACAUGUGUAAAUAAGAUCUGUUUUUUUAAAGCAACGAAAAUGAACAAACAAGUUAUGUAUUUAAUAAUGCCUGCUUGAAACAUUAGCUUGUUGUGUCUUGUGUUAAACUUUAUAUUUAUACUUCUUAAACGAGUGAAUGUCGGAUUAAUAAAAAUAGAACUAUUUAUACUGAACAAUUUAUGAAGCAGUUUUGUGAUUUAUUCCAUAAUGUGAUUUAUUUAAUGAUUUUUUUUUUUAGUUAAUUUAGUGGGACGAUAUUAAACGAAUUAUCCCAAUUCCCAAUUCCCAAUUGUUAAUAAUAACAAUAUGCUAAGUUUAUAUUUCGUCCAGUUAGUGCUGCUAAA
Messenger RNA from Xyrauchen texanus (razorback sucker), 1904 nucleotides. RefSeq names its product myogenic differentiation 1 (gene myod1). The coding region runs from base 204 to 1031 and encodes 275 amino acids. Gene Ontology annotation, molecular function: protein dimerization activity; DNA-binding transcription factor activity, RNA polymerase II-specific; RNA polymerase II cis-regulatory region sequence-specific DNA binding. The record is from RefSeq and is a predicted model, not a curated record. The transcript has 3 exons. Lineage: Eukaryota; Metazoa; Chordata; Actinopteri; Cypriniformes; Catostomidae. Gene Ontology annotation, biological process: regulation of transcription by RNA polymerase II; muscle organ development; positive regulation of myoblast differentiation.